Molecule: messenger RNA, 2176 nt
Organism: Talaromyces stipitatus ATCC 10500
Lineage: Eukaryota; Fungi; Ascomycota; Eurotiomycetes; Eurotiales; Trichocomaceae
Product: phosphoenolpyruvate carboxykinase AcuF
Exons: 4
Coding region: 322-2136 (604 amino acids)
Biological process (GO): gluconeogenesis
Cellular component (GO): cytosol
Molecular function (GO): phosphoenolpyruvate carboxykinase (ATP) activity; ATP binding
Source: RefSeq, a predicted model, not a curated record
GUACGACCCGCUGUCUAUUUGGAACCACGUACGAGCAGUCUGGAAUCCAAGCCGGAUCUUAGCGCAAUUGCAGAAACUCGGCUGAUUUGGGUAAAUUUCCAGUGACUAUAUCCGCAAUUCUCGGGUCAUUUCGGACUCUUCGCUGCCCAGGCAAAACUCCUCGUCGAACCUAUUAUCCAGUGUUCACAGCGGCAUUAUCAGCGAAAUUCGUGCCUAAACCACUCAGGUUUGUCAUCGUGCUCCCCGAUAUUCUCCGUCCAGCCUGUGGGGAUUCGUUCCGAAUAUGGCAACUAACUGCUAUCCCUGCCAGUUGCAGUCACGAUGAAUCCCGCAUCGCAGGUCGCUUCAACAGCUACUAAUAUACCCCUUGGCCGCCCGGUUUCUCCUGGUCCUUUGCAUUCAGAUUUCAUCCGACAACAAGUCGCGAAGCAACAGAAAAACAACUACCACUCUUCGUCUCUCAAAAUGAUUACUCAAUCCGUUAACAGAACUGCCCUCCACCCUGGUGGUGUUCAACCAGGUAAAGGCGCCACAGAACUUGAGGAAGAGCUUCACGAGACCGCCCACAUUGACUACGAGCGUGUCGCUAUUGUUGCCAACCCCUCUGUUGCCGCUCUCUAUGAAGAUGCUCUCGUCUACGAAACCGGUACUGCUAUCACAUCCUCCGGUGCUUUAACCGCCUACUCUGGUGCCAAAACUGGACGCUCCCCCUCCGACAAGCGUGUUGUGAAGGAGCCGACUUCAGAAAAGGAUGUGUGGUGGGGACCAGUCAAUAAGCCUAUGAGCCCUGAGGUCUGGCGAAUCAACCGUGAGCGAGCUGUCGACUACCUCAACACAAGAAAUCGCAUUUACGUCGUUGAUGGCUUUGCCGGCUGGGAUGAGCGCUACCGCAUCAAUGUCCGUGUGGUCUGCGCCCGUGCCUACCAUGCCUUGUUCAUGCGUAACAUGUUGAUCCGCCCUACUCCCAAGGAGCUCGAGCACUUCCAUCCCGACUAUGUUAUCUAUAAUGCCGGUUCUUUCCCGGCUAACCGCUUCACAGAGGGUAUGACCUCGGCUACAUCGGUUGCCAUUAACUUUGCCGAAAAGGAGAUGGUCAUUUUGGGUACCGAAUAUGCCGGUGAAAUGAAGAAGGGUGUCUUCACUGUUCUCUUUUAUGAGAUGCCUGUUAAGCACAAUGUCUUGACUCUCCACUCUUCUGCCAACCAGGGUCAGAACGGCGAUGUCACUGUUUUCUUCGGUCUUUCGGGCACUGGCAAGACCACUCUUUCCGCUGACCCCAAGCGUGCGCUCAUCGGUGAUGACGAACACUGCUGGACCGACACUGGUGUUUUCAACAUUGAGGGUGGCUGCUACGCCAAGUGCAUUGGUCUCUCAGCCGAGAAGGAACCCGAUAUUUUCAACGCUAUCAAGUUCGGCUCCAUUCUUGAGAAUGUUGUCUUCGACCCCGCUACCCGUGUCGUCGACUACGAUAACGCUACAUUGACCGAGAACACUCGAUGCGCCUACCCAAUUGAGUAUAUUGACAACGCUAAGAUUCCUUGCAUCUCUGACAACCACCCCACCAACAUCAUCUUGUUGACUUGCGAUGCUCGUGGUGUUCUCCCACCCAUCUCUAAGCUCACCACCGCACAAACCAUGUUCCACUUCAUUUCCGGUUACACCUCCAAGAUGGCCGGAACCGAGGACGGUGUCACUGAGCCCCAAGCCACCUUCUCCUCUUGCUUCGCCCAGCCUUUCCUUGCUCUCCACCCCAUGCGCUACGCCCAGAUGCUCGCAGACAAGAUCUCCGAGCACAAGGCUAAUGCCUGGUUGCUCAACACUGGCUGGGUUGGCGCUGGCGCUACCACCGGCGGUAAGCGUUGCCCAUUGAAGUAUACUCGUGCCAUCUUGGACGCCAUUCACAACGGUCAACUUGCCAACGCCGAGUACGAAGUCUACCCUAUCUUCAACCUCAAUGUUCCCAAGUCCUGCCCUGGUGUGCCUGACGAGCUUCUCAAUCCCAAGAAGAGCUGGACUGCCUCGACUGAUUUCACCGAGGAGGUCACCAAGCUCGGCAAGCUCUUCAACGAGAACUUCCAAAAGUAUGCCGACCAAGCUACUAAGGAAGUUAUCGCUGCCGGUCCUGUCGUCGCAUAAGCCGCCGGCGUAUAAAAUAAAAUAAGAAGAUUGCUUUGAC